Molecule: messenger RNA, 1278 nt
Organism: Rodentolepis nana
Lineage: Eukaryota; Metazoa; Platyhelminthes; Cestoda; Cyclophyllidea; Hymenolepididae
Source: the annotation of a GenBank genome assembly
AUGGAUGGUUUUGGCAAAAACGGGUUGAGCGCUGGUCCCCUAUCACAAUCGAACUUGAUGUUUCAAACAGCCGCUAAGCUCCUUGAGAUAGCUUCCCCGUCCCUAAAUUUGAACAAUUCUAUUUACUCUCUUCUUUCUGAGUUGAUUUCAAAGGGACGGGUUGAUCAGCUGUCUUCUCAGGAGGUAAAGAGUAGCGCAGACUCCACAUGGCCAUCCCCACAACAGUGCCAAAUUUUGUCCCAACUACAGGAAGCUGUGCAGCGGCAACAGUCCACAAGUGAAAAUUCUCAAUCAACAUCUACUUCUAACGGCACCGCGUCUACAUUAAAUGGUGAUGCUACAGUGAUCCCAUCCAGUGACCCUGAGAGGACGAAUACUUCAUCGGCUGGUGGUGAGCCAAAACUCAAAAGCAGUAAGCCACCUCAACAACAAGCAGUCGGGAGUAAGCUGAACUCACCAGUCGUCGAUAGCGUCGUUAAAGGUAACCAACAACAACGCUUUGUGGAACAGCAACAGGGACGUUCUAGGGCGACAGCGACAGGUGGACAGACUCAACAAACUUCAACUCAUGCAGCCGUUCCGAAAGCUCCUACUGUUAAGAAUUGUUGGGCAGAACGAGGUGCUGCUGCAAUAAUAAAAGCAGCGGCAGUAGCUAACGGUUGUCCACAAACCGCUACCCCGAAACCCCAAUCAACUCCUAUCGUAACACCGCAAAAAUCGAACGGAGCGCUGGAAGGUGCAAACGGGAAGAAAAAGAAUAAACAGAGUAAGCAAAGUCCCCCUGUACAAUCUAACGGAAACACCAAAAAAGUUGAUAAUAGCAAAAAGACGACCAAAUUAGUAAGCUCUGUAUCGAGAACACCUGAGAUGGAAUCCCUCAUUCAGUGGACUGAGCAAGCACUAAAGGGUGUUACAAUGUCUGUGCAACAUGUUGAUAUACCCACUCUAGUGGAAUGCCUCGUUAUGAUUGACGGUCCGUUUGAGGUUGAGCAUCUAAUCCUCGAUCAUGUUGAAAAUAAUUCUCGAACUCAACAAUUUGUACGCGAUUUCUUGGACCGUCGACACACUUGCUGGCAACAACACAAGAAACAGAAGGAGGAAGAAGCGAACCAGAAAAAGAGUCAGAAAAGCACAGAUAAUGUAGAAAAUAGUGGAUAUAUGGGAUCGACGAAGACUUAUCAGGAGGCUAAUGACUCUUCGCCGGAAAAUGCGUGGCGACAGAUUAAAUCGAAGGGCGGUAACGGUCGCCGGGGGAAGAAGGUGGGAAAAAAUCGUUAA